Messenger RNA from Penicillium macrosclerotiorum, 1089 nucleotides. RefSeq names its product sucrase/ferredoxin-like domain-containing protein. The record is from RefSeq and is a predicted model, not a curated record. The coding region runs from base 1 to 1089 and encodes 362 amino acids. NCBI's taxonomy places the organism in Eukaryota, Fungi, Ascomycota, Eurotiomycetes, Eurotiales, Aspergillaceae. The transcript has 2 exons.
AUGAGAGUGCGACUAACCGGUGUCGCGCGGUCGCUCGGUCGCGACUGGAGCGGGCAAGUCCAGCAAGGCGCUCGCUUGAUUCGCUCAUUCUCGAGCUCGCCAUGCUAUGCUAGCCGACUCCGUGCACGUCUUGACAUACCUCCUCCAUUUCCAGUCACGAAGACGUGCCCGGAGCCAACAUGCACCUGCCCGGCGACGCCAGACAUGCCCGAAGGGCUUCCGAUCGAUCACGACCAAGCAUUGAAUGGGACCAUGGCAGCUUAUGCGCAGCAACUUCUGAUUUGUACUGGACAACGCGAUUGGACAAGCCGCAUCGAAAAUGACGGGGAGAAACAGGCUUGGGGGGAUCUUGUGAGAGGACUCAAGCGUUUAAUGGGCCGAGGCGGUCCAUACCUGGAUCCAUUCAACAACGUCCUGGUCACCAACUCCUCCGUUGCCCCCGCUGCGAGCGGUUCAUCCUCAGCUUCUGCAUUCCUAUUUCCCGCAUUCAAAUAUAUCCCCUCAAUACCAGCCGAAAUCAUGUCAACACCAGACAGCACAGACUUGACUAAGUUUGUGCGCGCAUUUCUUCUCCCGGAGCGUCUGCAUGGCAUGCAUUCCUCUCUCCCGGCCGAAAAACAGGCAGCCAUGACUCGUGCACCCGAAUUGGCGUCGGAUUUCGCAGGAAUCGUCGACAUCAAUUAUUCACCCACUGUUUUGAUUUGUGGACAUGGCGGUCGUGACUUGCGUUGCGGUCUCAUGGCGCCUGUACUUGAAGCCGAGUUCCAACGAGUGCUACUGUCGCGGGGCUUUGACUCUGCCGGAAGUGAAGGUACCACGGUGGACGAUCCCAAACAUGUCAAUCUUGGCUUGAUCAGCCAUGUUGGCGGGCAUAAGUAUGCCGGCAACAUCAUUGUAUAUCUCCCACCGCAGAUGACGAUCGGAGGCUCUGCGGAACCUCACCCGCUGGCGGGUAAGGGGAUCUGGUAUGGACGUGUCGAGCCCAAGCAUGUACAGGGUAUUGUUGAUGAGACUAUCUUGGGCGGAAGGGUGGUCACAGACCAUUUUCGCGGGGGAAUCGAUAGAAAUGGUGAUAUCCUAAGAUUAUAG